CCCGGCUCGAUUCUGCUCGUCGUCCAUGACUUUAUCGCCCGCAGCCCAGAUGAGCUGAGUCUCGCCAAGGGCGACCGCAUCGAACUCAUCGAGCGCGACGACGACUUUGGCGAUGGUUGGUUUCUCGGUCGCCAUAUGACCACCGGUGCUACCGGCCUGUUUCCCGAAGUCUACACGACUCCUGCUCCCCGAGGUACUCUCUUAUCUACUCAGCAGAUGCCCGUCCGCCGCAGUGACGCCCCCCAGCCCAACAGGCCCCAGACUGCAACUUCGACCACCUCGACACAAUCCGCCAGUUCUUUACCAGCCCAGCGAUCGUCGCAACACAACUCAGUCAUGCACGAAACUCUCAGCGUCAUCGACGAGCACAUCACCGACAUGCGCACUCCGCGCGAGAAUGCCCUGACAAACAUACACAGCCAUGACACAGAAAGUAUCUACAGUUCACACCCCGCCCAUCGCCUGUCAUACAUCAACGGCCGCGAGACGGACGAUGAGGAAAAUCAGCUGCACACAGAAGCUGAAGUCAUGCUGUGGUCUCCUGAUCGUGUGGCCGAGUAUCUCGAGGAUCAUGGUGUCGAACGGACCCAUUGCGAUACGUUUCGCGAACAGGAGAUUUCUGGAGAAGUGCUUUUGACCAUGGAGCAGUCGGCCAUCUUUAUCAAAGAGUUCGAACUUGGUUCCGUGGGAAGGCGACUGAAAACGUGGCAGAAGGUCAAGGCUCUUCAGGACGAGAUACGCCAAAGCUCGACCAAUGUGCCCCGAAGUGUGUCGGAGUACUCUGCUGCCGGCGACGAUCUUCAGAGCGAAGCUGGAAGAAGACGGAGCCAGAGCGUGACAGCCUCGCCUUACAGACCCAUCAGCAGCAUAGCGACCCCAUCCAUGACCUUCCCCCGGCCAGAAAACGUACAGCGGCCCUCGGCUGCGUCGAUUCGCAACCUCAACCAUUCCCGCAGGCAUUCGUCAAUGGGCUCAAUCGACAGUAUGAACCGCUAUUCUCACCACAGACAAUCCUCGAUCGGUACCACUUCUGGUGCACCUGCCACUACUCGCCGUCUAUCCAUUGCCCACGAGCCACCGUCUGACCCCGCCAUCACUGUCCCGCAGAAUGACGGCGGCCUCGGUGAGUACGGCUUCGGUUCAAUCUCCUCUCCCCUUGAUCUGGAUCGCGGAUACUUCUCUGGAAACGAAGUUGACGCUCGCAACAAGCGCAACGUUCUGCAGAAGAAGUCGAUUUCGGGGCAUGCCAGGAAUGCUAGCGCUGCGACCGACUCUGCCCGUCACAGUGCCACGUACAAGAAUUUCCCUAGAAUGUCCAGUGUUGAGUCGAUGCGCGAUCCUGCCUCGCCCAUCAUGUCUCCUGCGUCCAGUCAAUUCUCCUUCAAUAAACCUGCAGCCAACCGCGCUGUCAGCAGCCCACACUCCGCUGUCAAGCCUUUGACCACCAUGCAACCACCUGUGUCGCCUAUCGUCACCCGCCUCGAUCAGCCUUUCGCUGACAGCGAUGCCUCCUCACUCAAUCCUUCGCCUUCUCCAGCCUCCAACGCUCGAUCCUUCUUCUCCAAGCCUCGCAUUGCAGGCGGCCUUCGCAUAGCUUCCGAUGCCGUGACUCAAAACGAGAAGAAGCAGAGCGCUUUGAAGCAUGAGCCUCUAGCUUCUCCUGCCCGCACCGGGUCUACCACUCCUUCGACUGAGACUCGUUCCUUCGAUCUGCAAAAGUCCGACAACCAAUCUCGAGUAUCGACUGGCUCUUCAGGCGCUCUUGCUCCCCCACCCACUUCUGCGCGUUCGAGGCCGAAAGUGAAGAGCAAGAAGUCCACUUCUGCGUACACUCGUGGUCUCGAGAAGAAGUCUCCAGCUGAACAAAUCGCCGACUGUGAUUACAGUGGCUGGAUGAAGAAGAAGUCUUCAAGCUUAGUAGGCUCAUGGAAACCUCGUCUGUUUGUGCUCCGCGGUCGUAGAUUGUCAUACUACUACUCCGAAAACGACACUGAAGAGAAGGGCUUGAUUGACAUCUCGUCACAUCGUGUCUUGCCCGCCGAGAAUGAAAAAAUGACAGGUCUACACGCUGCGCUAACAGGAGCCGGCUCUUCGCCAAUGGUUCCACAAGGAACUAUAGCGCCGUCGGCGGACGGACAAGGCCUCUUCAUUUUCAAGUUGGUCCCGCCACGCCAAGGACUAAGCAAAGCCGUCAACUUUACAAAACCGACCGUACAUUAUUUUGCCGUCAACAGUAGGCAAGAAGGUCGAUUGUGGAUGGCUGCGCUCAUGAAAGCCACGAUCGAUUACGAUGCUUCGAAUGCUAAGGUCACCACAAGCUAUAGCCAGAACACGAUAAGUCUUUCAAAAGCGCGCGCGCGUAAUGAACGCCCGCCUGCUUUACAAGAC
Molecule: messenger RNA, 2388 nt
Organism: Aureobasidium pullulans EXF-150
Lineage: Eukaryota; Fungi; Ascomycota; Dothideomycetes; Dothideales; Saccotheciaceae
Exons: 2
Biological process (GO): actin cytoskeleton organization
Cellular component (GO): plasma membrane
Molecular function (GO): protein binding
Source: RefSeq, a predicted model, not a curated record